Messenger RNA from Vicia villosa (hairy vetch), 3028 nucleotides. RefSeq lists its product as uncharacterized. The record is from RefSeq and is a predicted model, not a curated record. NCBI's taxonomy places the organism in Eukaryota, Viridiplantae, Streptophyta, Magnoliopsida, Fabales, Fabaceae. Gene Ontology annotation, molecular function: zinc ion binding. Bases 216 to 2549 code for a protein of 777 amino acids. The transcript has 6 exons.
GUUUUCACUUGAGUCAGAAAGGAAAAAAUCCCUGGUGAAAAAUUUUUUUCUUCAUAUUUUCAUUUUGUUUGUUUUUUCAAAUGAAUGAAGCAAAGAAGCAACAUUGAUUCCCCUCCCAGCCCCCUUUUGCCCCUCCGCCGCAAUCCGCUACUUUCCGCUCCCAAUCGCCGCCACAUCACUACACAGGCAAAACUUCCAUUUAGCGUUCAUCGAUAAUGGCGAGAUGGGACGCAAUCCUAUCUCUUCCCGUUCAAAACCCUCCCUCCUUGGAAAUUUCUUCCGAUGACCUAGUUUGGUCCAAAGUGGAAGGCUGGCAUGAUAAAUUAGAUAGAGUUGCUAUAAUCCCGUUUGCUAGGGUUGCUGAUUUUGUUAGAGGUGAAUCUAAUAAUAAAGAAUGUCCUACAAGAUUUCAUGUUGAAGCUAGACGGCGUCGCCCUCCGUCUUUCAAGCAAAAGGUUGAUGGCAUACUAGAGUAUAUUUUGUAUUGGUGUUCCUUUGGUCCGGAUGACCAUAGAAAAGGUGGAAUUGUUAGACCAAGUCGUAGUACGUAUGUUCCAAAGAAGAAAAAUGCUGGUCGACCAAAUACCAAACGUGGUUGCACUUGUCACUUUAUUGUGAAACGUCUUAUAGCUGAACCUUCGGUUGCUUUGAUUAUAUAUAACGAUGAUAAGCAUGUUGAUAAAAAGGGUGUGCCGUGCCAUGGUCCACAGGAUAAAAAGGCUGCUGGAACAAUUGCUGAGUUUGCUCCGUAUAUUUCAGAAGAUCUCCGACUGCGGGUUUUGUCUCUUCUAUAUGUUGGAGUGUCGGUGGAGACCAUUAUGCAGAGGCACAAUGAAUCAGUCGAGAAACAAGGUGGUCCAAGUAACCGUGAUGACCUUUUGUCUCAGCGUUAUGUUCGAAGACAAGAGAGGGAAAUACGCCGUUCUAGUUAUGAGUUAGAUGCUGAUGAUUCAGUUAGUAUCGACAAGUGGGUUGGAAUCCACCAGAAUAAUGUUUUCUUCUAUGAAGAUUUCUCUGAGUCUGAUCCAUUUAUUUUGGGCAUUCAAACUGAGUGGCAAUUGCAACAAAUGAUUAAGUUUGGGAACUGUGCUCUUCUCGCAUCUGAUUCAAGAUUUGGUACAAAUAAAUUAAAGUACCCUGUUCAUAGUCUUCUAGUAUUCAACUCAGAGAAGAAGGCUAUUCCCGUUGCUUGGAUAAUCACACCAAGGUUUUCAUGUUUGGAUGCACAUCGAUGGAUGAGGGCUCUGUAUAAUAGAGUUCACACAAAAGAUCCUAAUUGGAAGCCUGCUGGCUUCAUAGUAGACGACCCACAUUAUGAUAUCCUAGCAAUCAGGGACGUGUUUCAGUGCUCAGUAUUGAUAAGCUUCUGGCGAGUUCGGCAUUUAUGGCAUAAAAACAUAAUUAAGCGUUUGGAAACUGGUAUGCAAAUAAAAAUCUCCAAACGGCUUGGGUGGAUAAUGGAUAAUAUUUUCCGUCGUCAAGGAACCAUGUUACUCUUUGAAGAUUUUGUAGAGGACUUCAUUGAUGAAUCCAAUUUUAUGGACUAUUUCAAGGCCACUUGGUAUCCUAGAAUGGGAGUAUGGGUUGAUGCCCUUAGAACUCUUCCUCUUGCUAGCCAAGAGUCUUGUGCAGCGAUGGAAUUUUACCACAACCAACUGAAGAUCAGGCUGUUGAAUGAGAAAGACAUCAGUGUUUAUCAGCGUGCUGAUUGGUUGGUUGACAAGAUAGGUACAAAAGUCCAUUCUUAUUAUUGGCUUGAUGAGUGCUCAGAUAAAGAUGAUUUUGCACGAUAUUGGAAAGACGAAUGGAUGAGUGGUUUAACAUCAUGGCGCAAAGCACUGAAGAUUCCAGAUGCAGAUGUCGUAAUGGAAGAUGGGUGUGCUAAGGUUAAAGAUGAGCAUGACCAAGAUAAAGCUUAUACUGUAUGGAAUGCUGGUUCAAUGUUGAGCAUCUGCGAUUGUGAUUGGGCAAUGAAUGGCAACCUUUGUGAGCAUAUCUUGAAAGUUUUUAGUAUCUGCCGAAGUCGAGGGUCUGUUCCACCAUCCAUCAGCUUAUUGCAGUACCAUCAGGUGCUAAAGAGCAUGCUGCGUUGCCCACCUUUUGAUUCUUUAAUUCGUGAUCAUGCUGUGUCGUUGGCAGUUUCAGUUCAGAAGCAGUUAAAUACACUACUUGACAAAGAAAGUAUCCAGGCUGCCGGGGGAUCUAAUGAGAAGCGAAUCGAUAUUGAUAUCCAUCGGCUGAACUCUAUGGUAGCUUCAGCUGCCCAAGAUGAAGCCUUAGUUUGUGAGAGGCAAGUCAUCAAAGAUAUUUUAUCCCGGGGUGCUGCACGUGGAGUGAGUGAUAUCAUCGGUCAUGCGAACAUGGAUGUUGAUGAGACUGUUUCAAAUAAUAAUGCAUUACUAGAGAAAAAAACGACGAGUUUACUCACCAUAGGAAAUGGGAUUUCAGCUUCCAAAAAUGGUGCUGUUUUUGAUGAGAUUAAUGAAGAUAUUUGCAAGGAUAACAAUGGUAUGGAUGCGGAUCCCCCACCUGUAGACACCACCUCAUAAAUGGAAGCAUCUGAAGCAUUGUGAAAAGCUUCAUAAUGGUGCUUUCAAAUUGGAGGAUGCUAAUAGCCACUUGGGCUCUCAUUCAACAACCAUGGCAGUUGAGCAAGUUGCAGCUGGCAUGGUUGAAAAUGCAGGAACAAUCGAGGUGGAUGUGAGCUUGGGAUCAAAUAUAUAGAUGAGUUUAGGUGUCAAUAUGGAUUUAUUCCUUUAACAUAUCAACCCUCAGUCGCUAUAAUGUCUAAUUCUAAAUAUAAUUUUGGUAUGUUGAGGUUACAAGAGGCUGUAUGAAGCUGUGUUGGUAGCACUCAAACUUUCUCAUAACAAUAGGGAUGUUCCCUUAUUCUUUUUGUCUACAAAGUUACAAACGGAUACAUGAGAAUCUAAAUGUAUUCAAUUUUUUUAUGGAGUGGUGAGAAUUUUGAGCUGAUUAGCUAAAUGUAACUUAUUUCAUUGUAAAUACACGGCAUCAUUCUGUGGGA